This is a messenger RNA of Aphanomyces astaci, 1404 nucleotides long. RefSeq lists its product as hypothetical. The coding region runs from base 67 to 1251 and encodes 394 amino acids. NCBI's taxonomy places the organism in Eukaryota, Oomycota, Saprolegniomycetes, Saprolegniales, Verrucalvaceae. The transcript has 4 exons. The record is from RefSeq and is a predicted model, not a curated record.
GUCACGAUCCUUCGAAAAUCGACAUCGUCCGUCGACCACAACGCCAUUUUGAAAGGUGCUGAGCUGAUGACGGUAAUGCAAACAACUCGGACGAUGCUCGCGGCGUCUCUGGUCAUGGUUGCAAGCCAAACCACCGACGAAAGUCCUCCAUUUUGGGGUCGGAUUUACCUUCGACAUGGCGUCGCGCCGCUCCAGUACUUUCGCGAUUCGUACGGCGGGCACAUUUCUGGCGACGAGUGGCAAUUCGUCACGCCCUUGGACACGCUGGGCUGCUCUGCCUUCAACGUGUCCGAUCGGUCGCUGAUCUCGAAUUCGUCGUUCGUGGUGUUGGAUCGAGGCGUGUGCUCGUUUGAAAUCAAGUCCAGAAAUGUACAAGCCGCCGGCGCGGCGGGUCUCGUGAUUGUGAGCGACACCGAAGAAGUCGUGCGCCCCGUAGCGCAUGUAAUCAAGGGGGAAAUCGACAUCCCCACGGUCAUGGUGCGGAAAAGUGGAGGGGACCAAAUCCGCGUGGCUGUGAGCCGGGAGAACGUGUACGGACGGUUGAUUCCCAUGACGUGUCCACAGUCGUCUGUAUGUGGUCCCCAUGAGCCGACGCACGUGCAGCACUUGACGUCGGGGGUGCGCGGGGGGCUCGUGCACUCGACGGAAAAGUCCGACUCGGACUGGGAGUUUUUGGCGUCGACGUUUGGAAGUCCGUUUCUCACGCAAUUCCUUCCACUUGUCGAAGCUGUGCCGUCGCAUGCGUGUCAUACGCUCGACAUGACCGUGGUGAAUCAAAUGGUUGUCAUUUUCACACACGACGACCGCAGCUGCUCGUUCUUGACCAAGGUAUCAAACGCCCAAGUCGCCGGGGCUGCGUCCGUGCUAUUUGUUCACACUGGAGACGGGCCCUUAACACGCCCGUUUGUGGCCGAUCCGUGGGACGCGUACAACAUCACGAUCCCGUCCGCGAUGGUGUCCGGCAAGACUGCGCGAGACCUGUUGCGGCUUAGGUUCCCUGUGACGUUAAAGCACGACGCCCGUGUAGCCGACGCUUGGGAGAGAAUCGCAAGCCUAAAAAAUUUGGGUGAAUGGCCCGCGCGGAAAAACCGACGCGACGCCUUUUUGCUGGACAUUUUGAAACAGCACGGACAAAGUCACGCGAGACGUGUAGCAAUUCGAGGUCAUUUCAUCAACGUCGUGGGGGGAUCUUCCAGUUCGUGGGACACAAUCCAAGCCAAGUUGAACGAAGCAAGUCACGAAGAGCUGUAAAUUUGCUUAUAGUGUCUACCUGGGUCGUGUUUUCAAGGAGGCGUUCGAAACGUGUUGAAUGCACACUCGUACCAACAAGCAGUAUAUGCUGGGUUAAAAUACAUCCAGGUUAUGUCAUUGAUAUGUACGACUGCCAUGAAAAGUACGUAUGGC